GAAAAUUCCAGUUUCUUCUGAUCUAGACUUCACUCAGCUACAUCAUUGUGUGCUGCUGCCUUCAUUUACGGUCAAGAAACAAAAAACAUGGCAGUUUCUGAACACCUGGCUAAAGCUGUCGUCAAUGCUAUAGACAAACAGUUGAACAAUUGCACGUAUCAUGACGUCACCGUGACGGUUGAAGGCACAGAAUUCCAAUGCCACAGAUUUCUGCUGAGUGCCAGCUCCAAGUUUUUCAGGGCGCUCUUCCAGUCUGGGAUGCGAGAGAAUCAGGACAGGAAGGUGGAGCUGAAACAGAUGACGUCAGAGACGUUUGGUCUGGUGCUGGACUGUAUUUACAAAGCUAAAAAUGUUCUCUCGGUGGACAAUGUAUCUGAUGUAUGGCAGGCGGCCAAUCAGCUCCAGAUAGACUUCCUGCUGGAGGCCUGCGAACUGUUUCAGAUAAAAAGACUGUCCAAAGACAGCUGCAUCGAGAUUAACAUUGAAGCGAAACAUCUGGAUUCCAAAAAACUUCUAGAACUCUCCUGGGAUGUCUUAAUUAAGGACUUCGAUUAUUUGAGGAAGACGGAUGAUAUUCUAUAUUUAGAUUUUGAAGACAUGAAACGGCUUGUCACAAGUGACGACUUGGAAAUUAAUUCUGAAGAUGUUGUCAUUGAUCUAAUCUUAAGAUGGGCAGAAUUCAUUCCACAAUCAGACGAGAGAAAACAUACGGAUGUCUUUGAACACGAAUCAAAAGGUUCAACAAAUAUUGUUUUGAUCGCUGCAUCUAAUGAAAAAGAAAAAGAUACGAAAGAAAUCGACAAAAGACAAAGGCUUGAAAAAUGUAGCAAAACUGCGAAAAAUGAGGUCUGCGAUGAAAUAAAUAAGCGUAAAAACACAUCGACGUCUAUAGUAAAAGAAGAUUACAAAUAUAACAGACUUUCUUUUGUACACGAACUUUUGUCUGUAUCCAAAAUUGGCCUGAUAAGUGGUGCAUGUUUCCAGAAACUGUUAGACAGUGAGACUGUAUCACAAAGUCCUGAAGCUUUUGCUAUCGUCAAAGAAGCGCUCGGUCAACAUCUAAAGCCCAGCAAACAGUUUUACUACUGCCCUCCCCAAGCCACUCAUAGACCUAAGAGUUUGUUGGCGAAUGUUGUAAUUACUAUUGUAUGUGAUAGUGUCUUCAAGAUGUCUUGCAGGACCAACGACGGCACAUGGUACCAACUACAACCACCGCAGAUUAGGUGUACGGCUGUUGGAUUUGAGGAGUCUAUUUAUGUCUUAUCUAACUUUAUUAACCAAUAUGCUGCAUAUAGAUACAACCCAAACACUAACAUCUGGACUAACAUUGUGUGCCUGAACCCAGAAAGAAACAACUGUCAACUGGUAAGUCUAGACAACUACAUCUAUGCCAUAGGGGGCGACAACUCUACUUCUAUUGACAGGUUCAAUGCUAAAGACGAGCAACAAAAACCAGGUUCCGGCAAGUGGGAGAAAGUGGGUGACCUCAAAAUGGCGGUCACCAACAUGAUGGCUACCACAGUUGGAAACUCUAUCGUUGUGUUCGGGAGUGAAGCGGCCACAAGCACCACAACCACGGUCCAAAGUUUCAACACACACACCUUGACCAGCCACUUCUACACAGACAACAUGUCCGGUGUUGCCAGCAACAUGGUCAGUUUCAAAGACCGCAGCGACACCUAUGUCCUUCAGCAGACAGGCGCCCUGUGGAAGCUGGCUGCCUGCAAUGAUCACAUUCUCAAGAUGGAGUUCUGCACUGUGUUGUUUGAGGAGAAGUUCAAGCUCUCUGCCGCUCUUAUACAAAAUGAAGAGCUCUUACUUCUGGGGACCGAGAUCAAUCCCAUCAUGCACCGAGAAUGGGACACCAGUCACCUUGACAUGUUUAAAAGGAUAAAAAUAAUUGAGAGACCCGGAUGUUGUCUUCUUAGCACCGUCAUACCUAAGUCGUUUCUUGUUACCUUGGAAACGUAAAGACUGACCCAAACAUUUAGUUUGAAAUUCGUUGAAUUUAUUAAAAAAUUAUUUAGUAUUAGUUAGUACUAGCAUUUAGAAAACUAUAUAUUUAGAAACGUUUCUUUCCCAUAAUAAAAUAUUAGUUUCAUCUCAUUG
Molecule: messenger RNA, 2109 nt
Organism: Physella acuta
Lineage: Eukaryota; Metazoa; Mollusca; Gastropoda; Physidae
Product: kelch repeat and BTB domain-containing protein 12
Molecular function (GO): protein binding
Source: RefSeq, a predicted model, not a curated record